AGAAGAGGAUGGAGAGAUGGAGGCAACGCAAGAGCCGUAGUGUGCGCUGAUCACACCAGUUUUUCCUUUCGUUUUCCAGCAACAAUCACAGCGAUGGAGGGGAAAGACGAGUUUUUGUGCGGGGUUGUUGAAGGUUUCUAUGGGCGGCCCUGGUCCAUGGAGCAGAGAAAAGUGCUGUUUCAGUGGAUGCAAAGAUGGGGUUUGAACACAUAUCUGUAUGGUCCUAAAGAUGACCUGAAACAUCGUUUGCUGUGGAGAGAGGUGUACUCCACAGAGGAGGAAGUCCAGCUGAAAGCACUGGUGCAUGAAGCUGAGUCGAGAGGGUUGAGGUUUGUGUACGCUCUGUCUCCUGGUCAGGACAUCGUCUUCUCUAGCUCCUCUGACCUCACACUGCUCAAGCGUAAACUUCGACAGGUGGCAGAUCUGGGCUGCCAGGCGUUUGCUAUUCUGUUUGACGACAUCGACCACUCUAUGUGUCAAGCCGAUACCGAGGCUUUCUCCUCAUUUGCACAUGCUCAGGUGUCUGUGACCAAUGAAAUCUUCCGUUUCCUGGGGGAGCCGCCUGUCUUCCUGUUCUGCCCCACUGAGUACUGCAGCUCACUCUGCUCUCCCAGUGUGUCAAAGUCUCCAUAUCUGCUGACAGUGGGAGAAGAUCUGCUGCCUGGCAUCUCAGUCAUUUGGACUGGAAGCAAGGUGAUCUCUCGAGAGCUGAGUGUUGAUUCACUGAAGGAGGUGCAGUCAGUGUUACAGCGCCCUCCCCUGGUGUGGGACAAUCUGCAUGCUAAUGAUUAUGAUUCACGUCGUGUCUUCCUGGGGCCUUUUAAGGGUCGUCCACCUGGCCUCCAAGCUCAUCUCAGGGGUCUGCUGCUGAAUCCUAACUGCGAAUUUGAAGCAAACUACAUCCCUCUACACACACUUGGGACAUGGCACAAAGCAGGGAAGGAGAAGAGAGAAGGUAAAGAGCAUCAGUACUGUCCAGAGCGAGCCCUUUCUGCUGCGCUGAAAGACUGGAUGACCGAACUGAACCAACCGCUACAGCCUGGACGGCAGAACAGGCCUAUAGACCACAAACCAUCUGCUCUCUCCUCCAAACCUAAACCUCCUGAAAGCUUAGACAAUCUGCAUGGAGCCCAGUCUAAAUCUUCAUCUACUGCUGGGGCUCAGGUUCUUUUUUCCACCUCUGUGCUGAAGGUCUCAGCUGAGAGUGAGAGUGAGGAGCGGGUCCCUGGAGGCCAAGGCUGGGAGAAGGCCUCAGGAAAAGGCCUGUGUGCUGGGAAAUCUCCACUCAGUGAGGCCCAAGUGCGACUGCUGGUGGGAUUAUACUACCUGCCACAUGAGCAUGGACCACCUGCCCAGAGCCUGCUGCAGGCACUCACCUGGCUCAAAAACCACUGUCAUUAUGUCAGUGUCAAUGGCAGCAGCAAGAAGAUGCAACCACAGAAGAUGGAGGAGUGGCGAGUGCGGGCAGGCCAGUUUCUGGUUGCAUGUGAUGAGAUUGCGGUUCUGCAUGGCAGUGUGGUGAACAGUGUCAACAGAGCUGUGCUGUAUGACCUUUACCCAUAUGUCUGGGACCUGAGAAACACGCUGCUUGUAGCCAAGGCCUUCAUCAGCUGGCUGGAGGGUCGGGUGAUAAGUGAAAGUUCUCCUUUGGGUUCCUGGAAGAACUGUUUUCAUUGGUGUGGAGCCUCAUCAGGGGCAGAGCUUCUCGGUGUGGAAGCAGAGCCCUGGGUAUUUAAAGGUGGGCUGUCAGGGGAAGUGCAGAUGCUUCUUCCUGUAGGCACCAGCAGUGAGUUGUUCAGCCACCCCCCUCCUCUCUUCCCCACCUCUCGUCUCUAUAACAUACGGCCCUUUCAGCACAAAGACAAGGUGGAGCUGUACCACAUGGUGUGUCAGCUUUAUCAGAAAACCAGAGGUGCUCAGGAUGUGACUGUGCUUCAUCCAGACUUCAUCGGUGACAGGUGUUUGGGUGCAUCUCUGGCCCUGUGUCCAGAGUACGGAUUUGUUCUGGAGGACGAACUGGGUGUGUGUGGGUGUGUUGCUGGCAUUCUGGAUGUACGCUCAUUUGUCAAGAGGUGUCAGGCCACCUGGCUGCCUGCUAUGAGAGACAAAUACCCCACACGUACAUAUCUUGCAAAUGGACACACUGCUCAGAAGGAGGCGCUGCUGAGUAUGCAUGAAGAGCAGGAUUACCCAGAUUCCCUGCUGUACCACUUCCCAUCCCAGCUUCGGCUUGAUGCACUGCCUGAACUGGUGGACUGCAGUGUCAGCAGAAGCCUUCUCACAGCCCUGCUCACAGCACUUAAAGCUAACGGUUCCCAGGGUGUGUUUUGUGAGGUGCAGCCCACAGACCGGCUAAGGCUGGAGUUCCUCACUAAGCUGGGUUUUCUGGAGAUUGUGAGGGGAGAAGCUCGCUCCACAGAGGGACUGAUCCUAGGCAGGCUGCUCUAAAGCCUUAACCAUCUUACAAACAAUAGCUGAUGAUAUAAUUGGACUUUUUUGGGCGGAGAUACAUGUUAAACAGCCCUUCAGUUUAAGUAAAGGUGUCAAGUUCAAGGAUUCUGAUAUAUCUUUCAACAUGUCCUCAUCCACUUCCCCCACUUUAGGUAUAAUACACAUCAAGGGCCAUUAUAAUACUUUAGGUCAAGAUAUGUUAGUUAAAUGACUAAAUCUCCUUUCUGGAGAGACAGAAAUUACCCAGAAUGCAUUGCAAUUUAACACAGAGCAAUAAAAUACUAUUUCCCAAAUAUAACAUUUGCUAUGCUGAAAUUGCCUUUUUAAUGUAGCCAGUACUUCAUCUAUAGAUGACAGCUGAUGUAACUUUAUUACUGUACUCAGUUAGCUGUCUAGUAAAUCAUGCUCUCCACUACACCCUCAAUCCCUCCUUUUGCAAGUGGCCACUUGUGUCAUGUAGAUAAUACAUACUUCCCUGUAAUAGGGAAAGUCAAUGAGGGCCUGUUGAAAGCAGCAUUGGAACACAGGGCUAUUUUGGGGCUGAUGAAGCACGUUGCCCAAAAACAUGCUGUUGACAGUCAACUGGCCACUGUGGCCUGGUUAGCAUGAUGCUAACUACUCUAUAAUAGCCUUUAAAUGACUAGCACCGUUAGUGUUAUGACUGGUGCAUUCCUUAAAAGCGAUGAAUGAAAUUUAUUCGCAAAUGAUUAGUACCAUUUAACAUCUUUACAAGAGCUGUUUGUUUAAAGCCGCACCAUAGCACUUAGCAGAAAAGUUUAUUCAAAGAGGGUUUAGUUCUAAGCUAGUUAUUUCAAGUAUGAGGUCUUUUAUUUACCUUUCUGUUUAGACCUGUAUUGGUAAAGAGCCUACCAGAAGAGAGGUGUGCAGUGGUCUGUAAUUUUUUUCUUCAUGUAGCCUGGCAGUGUCCAUGUUUUUGUUUCUGCUAAUGAGUAGGCUGACAGUUACCUGUGUCCUGUGGUGUAGUCAAUCUGAAUCUAUGGAAUCUGUAGAAAAUGAAGAAUUAACUAAUCAAAAUUCUUCAGAAUGUACCAUAAGAAAGUGAGCAAUCAGAUUGUGUUCCAUUUGUCCAAACUGAUUUUGGACAUAUGGAACACAAUCUGAUAACAGGUUUUUACAUAAACCUGAUAUGAUGACAUUAAAUGUGUUUACAUAGACAUGAUUGUAUUGUGCUUAGCAAUUAUGGUGCUAAAUUAACAGAAUGGCAGUUUUCUGCCAUGCUGCAAUCACUGAAGAAUAUUGCUAACACAUUAACAAUGGUGUGUAACAGGAGAAAAUAUUUUAACAAUUUUAAACAUAAGUGUCACACCUAACAGUCAGGUUUUGCAGUUAGUUUCUAAAAUUUCUCCCAUUUACCAUUUUCCGGUAAUGAUCUUUGUCAAAUAAGAAAUUCAAUAUAGAAGUAGCGCUGAGAGCAAAUGUUGGACUUGUUGCAGUACAGCUAUACGAAGCAGUUACACUGAUCUAGGGCAGAGACUCGGCUUAUGUAGGUUGAGAUCUACAACACGAUGAUGAGUGCAAUGGCCUUGUUGGCAGUAUUAGCAUGAAAUUGGAAGCUUUAGAAGAUACUUUGUUGGAGCAGAUGCGGAGGUGAGAGAGCUGGACGAACUAAAGGACUGAAAAAGUGUUGGUGGAGCACGGUGCCUCUAUCAACAGGUAGUCAAAUGUUCAUUAAAAAGAUAAUCAUUCAAGGCCAUUUUUUCCCUCAAUACCAAAAAUACACUUAGGUCCACUAUUAUUAGAAGUAUGCACACAGGAACACACUGGAAAAUAGCUUAUGUAUACACUGAGUUUAGCCUUGACUACACCACAGACUGGGUAUAAGUUUACUCCCUCCUUCCCUGAUGGGAGGCCUGAUUCUAUUUCUGUGCCUCUGCUCAUUCAGCAAACAUGACCUGGAAACUCAGGCUACAGUAUUUCUUUUUUAAAUAUAUGAUAGUUCUAUUGCAGUUUGGUAGGACCUACUCUAGUCCUUUUUUUGGAUUAAACUGUAGAAUGCUGGUCUCCACAGAUUUGACCUGCUGUGUAACCUGGUCUGCACACCUGCUUAGAUUGUUAAAAGAUUGUUGAUGAAUAACUGCCAUAUUGCCAUCACUAUAUCACACCUGAUCAGCUUGAUUCAAUUCAGCACAUUUCUUUCUGUUGUUUUUUUCACUAAACCUGCACUCUGUACAUGUUUUAUAGCUUUAGUGAUAAUGCUCUGUAGCUUGUUAUGAGUGACUGCAAGCUUCUGUAAUUGACUUAGGAGCAUAAAGCACAGUGACUAGGCUACUGUAGAUGGCGUUUGAAGGAUAGCACUAUUCUCACUGUCAUUCACUGUACACGCACACAAAACACACAGACAUAUUUGCUUAGCACUUAAUUCUUAUUCUGAAAACAGGUAGAUGCUCAGCUUCUUUCACACACACACACACACACACACACACACAAAGAGCUUGCACAGUAUGAAUAGUCUCGGCCUCCUUGUAGCAUGAAAAAUUAUUGAAUGACAUUAUACGCUUUUUAUACCUCCCCUUUUCCGUGCAGGAUACACACACACACACACACACUGUAUAAAUAUCUCUGUGAAAAAAAAACUCGCACCUUCAACCCCUUAACUGCAUGCAGCGAUACACCAUCUCAUACACUAGAUCACAUUAUUUCACUCCUUAUGGUUGUAGGUUGGCAGAAAGUCAUGGCAGAUUGAUUUUUUUUUGUCUGACAAUAGGUCAUGUUUUGUUGGAUAUUUGCCCUUUAUCAUUACAUCACAUUUAAAGUAUAUUAUUUUUUUUGCAUGUCUAUAUUUUUAAAAUUGUGUUUCUGCUAACUUUUGCACUACUCUGGCUGGUUGGAAUAUAGAUUUGUUUAAUAAAAAGCCCACAGACUGGGCUGCUAAGGUUGCUAAUAUUUGAUGUAGAAUAUUUUAUGUUGGAUGUUUUUAAAAACUAUGUUUGAUUUAGUUUUUUUUUGUACUGGAAUGAAGUCUGUUUACAACACCAUUAAAAGCUUUUUUGGUUUUGA
Hemibagrus wyckioides is the source of this 5469-nucleotide messenger RNA. RefSeq names its product protein O-GlcNAcase. Bases 94 to 2448 code for a protein of 784 amino acids. The transcript is spliced from 17 exons. Gene Ontology annotation, biological process: glycoprotein metabolic process. The record is from RefSeq and is a predicted model, not a curated record. NCBI's taxonomy places the organism in Eukaryota, Metazoa, Chordata, Actinopteri, Siluriformes, Bagridae. Gene Ontology annotation, molecular function: beta-N-acetylglucosaminidase activity.